AGUGCAACCAGCAGGUGGAGAUGUACCCCUUGCGCACAAGAGCUGGCAACGUCAUAAGUGCUUCAGGAGUGUACGCAACCACAGGCGACUUGUUUGGGUCACCGCUCCGCAGCCGCCAUCUUGUUUCAGCGGUUGAGGUAAAGCUGUGUGCGGUGGUUCUCGGAAGGUCAGAGAGGAGAGACGGAGCGCGGCAGCUACAGGUGUCCACCGAGUAGUCGGCGGGGAAGGAAUAAGACGAAGGUGGCAACCGGUGUGACUUCGGUUGUGUGAGAAGUUGGCGGCAGCGUGACCCGGAGAACCAUCAUUGAUGUCCAGCUUGCCACCGUCCAAGAAACACUGUGUUUCUGGGCCUGCUCCAAAGCCAAACUCUAACUGCUCCUCCUCCUGUUCUGUGAUGUUCAAAAUGCCCUUGGCUCCAACCAACGAAAUGCCAAAAAAGGGCAAUGAGGCAGACAUAGAUGAGGGUCUUUACUCCCGGCAGCUGUACGUUCUGGGUCAUGAAGCAAUGAAGCAUCUCCAGACAUCCAGUGUGCUGGUGUCAGGCCUUCGAGGCCUAGGUGUAGAGAUUGCCAAGAAUAUCAUCCUUGGUGGGGUGAAAGCGGUGACCUUACAUGACCAGGGGACUGCCCAGUGGACUGACCUCUCCUCCCAGUUCUACCUGCGGGAGGAGGACAUUGGUAAAAACCGGGCUGAAGUAUCACAGCCGCGCCUUGCUGAGCUUAACAGCUACGUGCCUGUCAGUACCUACACUGGGGCCCUUGUUGAGGACUUCCUUAGUGGUUUCCAGGUAGUGGUCCUCACUAACACCCCGCUGGAGGACCAGCUGCAGGUCGGUGAGUUCUGUCAUAGCCAUGGAAUCAAGCUGGUGGUGGCAGAUACUCGGGGCCUUUUUGGGCAGCUGUUCUGUGACUUUGGAGAGGAAAUGAUCCUCACAGAUUCCAAUGGGGAGCAGCCCCUCAGUGCUAUGGUUUCUAUGGUAACCAGGGAUAAUCCUGGAAUUGUUACCUGUUUGGAUGAGGCCCAGCAUGGGUUCGAGAGUGGUGAUUUUGUCUCCUUCACAGAGGUCCAGGGCAUGAAUGAACUCAAUGGUGCCUAUCCCAUAGAGAUCAAAGUACUGGGUCCCUAUACCUUUAGUAUCUGCGAUACCUCCAGCUUCUCUGACUAUAUCUGUGGCGGCAUUGUCAGUCAGGUCAAAGUGCCUAAGAAGAUCAGCUUUAAACCCUUGCUGGCCUCGUUGGCAGAGCCAGACUUUGUGAUAUCAGACUUUGCCAAGUAUUCGUGCCCUGCUGUGCUGCACAUUGGAUUUCAGGCCCUACACCAGUUCUGGGCUCAGUAUGGCCGGCUUCCUCGGCCCCGCAAUGAGGAGGAUGCAACAGAACUAGUGAGCCUAGCACAGGCUGUGAAUACUCGAGCUCUGCCAGCAGUGCAGCAGGACAACCUGGAUGAAGACCUUAUCCGGAAGCUGGCUUAUGUGGCUGCUGGGGACCUGGCACCCAUAAAUGCCUUCAUUGGGGGUCUGGCUGCACAGGAGGUUAUGAAGGCAUGCUCUGGGAAGUUUAUGCCUGUAAUGCAGUGGCUGUACUUUGAUGCCCUUGAGUGUCUCCCGGAGGACAAAGAGGCCCUCACAGAAGACAAGUGCCUCCCGUGCCAGAACCGCUACGAUGGGCAGGUGGCUGUUUUUGGCUCAGACCUUCAAGAGAAGCUAGGCAACCAGAAGUAUUUCUUGGUGGGUGCAGGUGCCAUUGGCUGUGAGCUGCUCAAGAACUUUGCCAUGAUUGGGCUAGGCUGUGGAGAACAUGGAGAAGUCACCAUUACAGACAUGGACACUAUUGAGAAAUCCAAUCUGAAUCGGCAGUUUUUGUUCCGGCCAUGGGAUAUCACAAAAUUUAAGUCUGACACAGCUGCUACAGCUGUGCGUCAGAUAAAUCCACAUAUCCGGGUUAUGAGCCAUCAGAACCGUGUGGGCCCUGACACAGAGCAUAUCUAUGAUGAUGAUUUCUUCCAGAAUCUGGAUGGUGUGGCCAAUGCCCUGGAUAACGUGGAUACCCGCAUGUACAUGGAUCAACGCUGUGUGUACUACCGUAAGCCACUAGUGGAGUCGGGCACGUUGGGCACUAAAGGAAAUGUGCAAGUGGUUAUCCCCUUUCUGACAGAGUCAUACAGCUCCAGCCGGGACCCUCCUGAGAAGUCCAUCCCCAUCUGCACACUGAAGAACUUUCCCAAUGCCAUUGAGCACACCCUUCAGUGGGCUCGGGACGAGUUUGAAGGCCUCUUCAAGCAGCCAGCUGAAAAUGUCAACCAGUAUCUCACAGACCCCAAGUUUAUGGAACAAACAAUACGAUUGGCAGGCACCCAGCCCCUCGAGGUGCUAGAGGCCCUGCAGCGCAGCCUGGUGCUACAACGGCCACAGAACUGGGUUGACUGUGUUACUUGGGCUUUCCACCAUUGGCACGCCCAGUACUCUGACACCAUUCAGCAGCUGCUGCAUAACUUUCCUGAACAGGUGACAAGCUCUGGAGUUCCAUUCUGGUCUGGUCCCAAACGCUGUCCACACCCUCUAGUCUUUGAUGUCAGCAAUUCCUUGCAUCUGGACUAUGUGAUGGCUGCUGCCAACCUGUUUGCCCAGACUUAUGGGCUGAUGGGCUCUCAGGACCGCGCUGCUGUGGCCAUUCUUCUGCAGUCUGUGCAAAUCCCGGAAUUCACCCCCAAAUCUGGUGUCAAGAUCCAUGUCUCUGACCAGGAAUUCCAAAACACUAGCAGUGCCUCUUUUGAUGAUAGCCGCCUACGGGAGCUCAAGUUGAUGCUGCCCAGCCCAGAGGCUCUCACUGGGUUCAAGAUGUACCCCAUCAACUUUGAGAAGGAUGAUGACAGCAACUCCCAUAUGGAUUUCAUUGUUGCUGCAUCCAACCUCCGGGCAGAGAACUAUAACAUUGCCCCUGCGGACCGGCAUAAGAGUAAACUGAUUGCAGGGAAGAUCAUCCCAGCCAUUGCUACGACUACAGCAGCUAUUGUUGGCCUUGUGUGUCUGGAGAUGUACAAGGUGGUACAGGGACACCAGAAGCUUGAGUCCUAUAAGAACAGCUUCAUCAACUUGGCCGCCCUGCCCUUCUUCAGCUUCUCUGAGCCACUUGCCCCGCUCCGUCAUCAGUACUAUAACCAAGAAUGGACAUUAUGGGAUCGCUUUGAGGUACAGGGACUGCAGCCUAAUGGUGAAGAGAUGACACUCAAGCAGUUCCUCAGCUACUUCAAGACACAGCACAAGUUAGAGAUCACCAUGCUGUCCCAAGGUGUAUGCAUGCUGUACUCCUUUUUCAUGCCAGCCACCAAGCUCAACGAACGCUUGGAUCAGCCGAUGACACAAGUUGUGAGCCGCGUGUCAAAGCAAAAGCUCGGCCACCACGUGCGGACACUGGUGCUUGAGCUGUGCUGCAAUAAGAGUGGUGAGGACAUCGAAGUCCCCUAUGUACGAUACACUAUCCGCUGACUCCUUUAUACAACUCAGUUCCAGCCCUAGUUAAUGUGUUACCAAAUCCUUUCUAGUUGUGGCAAAGUCUAAGCCCAACAAGACCCAUAGCCUUAGUCCCUUUCGAGUUUUUUUCUUUCCUCCUAUU
Molecule: messenger RNA, 3611 nt
Organism: Talpa occidentalis (Iberian mole)
Lineage: Eukaryota; Metazoa; Chordata; Mammalia; Eulipotyphla; Talpidae
Product: ubiquitin-like modifier-activating enzyme 1
Biological process (GO): protein sumoylation
Cellular component (GO): cytoplasm; SUMO activating enzyme complex
Molecular function (GO): SUMO activating enzyme activity
Source: RefSeq, a predicted model, not a curated record